Molecule: messenger RNA, 734 nt
Organism: Myiozetetes cayanensis
Lineage: Eukaryota; Metazoa; Chordata; Aves; Passeriformes; Tyrannidae
Gene: ANKRD66
Product: ankyrin repeat domain 66
Exons: 3
Coding region: 254-625 (123 amino acids)
Molecular function (GO): protein binding
Source: RefSeq, a predicted model, not a curated record
UUCCCUGUGAGCUGGGUUUAGCAGCAACUUCCUUCAGAAAGGCUUUAGCUACAAGUCCUUUAUAUAAAUCCUUUAUAUAAAGGGCUGCACUUUGCUCCAGAUUCCCAUGACUACAGACCAAAGGUCACCAUCAGUCUGUGAUCACCGGUGCUGCUUGAUCUAUUAAAACUGCCCUGAGAAGAGCUGAUACAUCGGUGAACACCCACCAAACACCUGUUGCUCUGUUGCCAGGCAUCCUUCUGAAGGGUGCAGCAUGACAGAGCUCCACGAAGCUGUGGCUCUGGGGGACUACGACCUGGUGGAGAAGAUUCUGAAGGCAGGACGCUGCGACCCAAACCACAAGGAUGUCGACUGGCACGACAGGACCCCACUGCACUGGGCUGCUGCCAAAGGGCGGUCGGAUCUGGUCAAGCUCCUCGUGGAUCACGGCGCCCGGCACUGCCUGCGGAGCGACGUGGGCUGGACCGCGGCUCACUUUGCCGCCGAGUCGGGGAGGCUGAGGGUGCUCCGCACCCUCCAUUCCCUGCACGCUGCCAUGGAUGCAGCAGACCUCUUUGGCGACACUCCCAAGAGGCUUGCGGAAAUCUACGGUCACCAGGAGUGCUCCAAGUUCUUGGAAAAGUGAGUAGCGACGGCAGGUCCCACUGCGGCAGUGGAUGGGGCUCCAGCAGUGAAAAUUAAACAAACUUUCUUAUAAAGGAACAGAAUAAACACAGGGUGUUACUUAUCUGUCC